This is a messenger RNA of Schistosoma spindalis, 4307 nucleotides long. NCBI's taxonomy places the organism in Eukaryota, Metazoa, Platyhelminthes, Trematoda, Strigeidida, Schistosomatidae. The record is from the annotation of a GenBank genome assembly.
GUGAAGGACAUUUGGUGACCUUUCACGACUGGUGACAUGUGGUGGCUAUAAAUCCUCUUUUUGCAUUAAGUUUUAUUCCUUUUCUAGUGAUUUAACUAUCGAUAUUUAUACGAACAAUGUUUCAAAUGUCCAAUUUUUAUACUUUUGCACUUUUUUAAGAAGAAAUUUUGACAAGAUGUAACGACAUAGGACUGCGCAUUUAAUAUGAAAGACGUCUUAUUUAAAAAUGUGGCUCUGAGUGAUGUUUUUCUGUUCGAAUACCUCGUCGAAAAUCUUAUUAUUUGCAUAGGUUUAUGUCGAAUUCAUCAUUAAUUUACACGAGAGUCGUGCUUCCAUUAGACAACAUCUAGUCUUUUGUCUUAAAAUAGGCUUUAUGUCAUCCAAAGUCUGCUAACUACACAUCUGUGACCUUAACUCAAAUAAUUUAAGUCAGUGCACAUGAAAAGCACUAUCAACACAAUCAGGGUCGACAACGUAUGUACUUAUUUAUGUGGAGUGUUGUCUUUUUCCACAGAUGAUUUACGUUCAGUUUUAUAUUCUGAAUUUAUGUACAUUAAGCCUCAUUUUUAUUUUGGAGUUAUUUUAUUUUAUCAUUUCAAAGGCGGAAAAUGCCGGGCUGCUCCCUUUUCCAGAAAAUAGUUCCUUAGCUUUGCUGAUUUCUAAUCCUCUAUGCAUCAAGCCCAAGUCCUCUUUUGUUAAAGCAUAAUGACAUUCAAUCAAUUGUUUAUUUCAACCAUUUAUUUAAGCACAUCAACAUUUGCAAAAGAAGCUACUGAAUAUUUAUUCGCUACACCCCAUCAUCCGAUUUGUGAGGGCCAGAAUACUGCCCGGCAGCCUAAACCAAGUUGGGUGGUAAUUUUUUUGGGUGCCAUACCUCGAACGUUUGACCUAAUAAUAUAAUCCACAAGGCAGUGAGGCAACAUUAAGAUAUGCAUUCCCAUGGUAGCUCUUCAUCCUCACAAUCUCAUAAACAUCCUCGUAUCUAUAAGACAAUCAGUAGGAGUCCCCUUGCAAUUGCUAUAUACGUAAGGCUAUAUGAGAAUUUUGCAAGGGAGGCUGAACCCUCCCUGCUCUCGACUUUACCAGAGGAUUUCGGAGCCAGUUGAUUAGGAUACAGUCAUGUAAAAUUUUACGGUUCACAUAAUACGACCAUUAUUCAGUAUCAUCAUUGAGUGUCCAUGUCACGCACAACCUUGUCGACUUCAUCUUUUACAGCUUAUCGUUAGAAAUUCAGUUUUGUCGUUGUAGUGUAAAUUAGUUAUAAGCACUGGAUUACUACUCAGUGUAGUGUUUAUGGGAUUUAAUGUUGUUGUAACCAUAUAUUUUCUGUUAAAAAGCAUUACACUUAGGUUAAGUAGUUCGUCAAAUAGGUAGGAUUAUUCCUCAUGAUUAUAUCACAAUAAAGAUUUUUCCCAAACAAAUUUAAUUUUAAUUCUUAUGUCACAAUAACCAUCCAUUGAUAAACGUUUCAGUAUUAUCGUAUUCACCUUAAUCCAAAUAACAUUAAAACUGCUAAUAGUGUUUUUCAGUAACCAUUUCGAGAUUUAAAUAACUACCAAUUCACAAAAGUCUGAUGCUAUUCAAAUGAAUGUAGUGACCGGCAACAUCGUAUAUCCAACUAAAUUGUGUCUAGCAUUUACACCUCAGGUUCUGAUGAGUUAAUUUCUUUUUAUUCAUUUAAAAUAGGCAAUGUAAAGUAAACUGUUUUUCAUAUAUGACUAGUUUCGUAUUUUCAGAUGCAAGUGUACAACAAAAAAGAAAAAUAUUUCAAAUACAUUGAAAAACAUUCAACAGUUUUCGGUUUUCUUUUAUAUCUGAUUGGGCUAAUAUGGUUUUGUCUUUUGUCUCAAGAUGAGCUCAACCAUAAAACUUAUAUGAGUGAGAAUGCUCUGCUUAUUGGUCAGGUGAAUGAAAUCUUUGAUGAUGUUUCUUCCUCUAUCGAAUUUUAUGAAGAAUCUAAGAAGGCAUUUAAAUCUAAUGAGAUAUCAAAUACACUGGGCUAAAGAUAUAAUCUUCCUGUUUCCGGAAUAUGAAUAUAUUGGUUUGAUGGCAUGGCUUGAAGCUUACCAUGGGACCAUAAAUUCAGAGAAUCUCUUCUGGUCAGAACUCGAGGGUAGAAGUGGUAGUAUUCAAGCUGGUUUAAGUUUGGAAUUUCCUAAUUUGUACCAGUCAGCAAUUGAUAUAUUGCCUGAAGGUCCUAAUGGUUUAUUAGCCAAUUUAGAUUUAGUCAACACUGUUGUUCGACUAGCUGAAGCUCAUUCUGUGGUAACACGUGUUAAUAGUCAGCCUUAUGAUUAUAGACGGGUUACAUUUGGAACUAGACUAAAUGAUAUGAUGGGGCUAAUGAAGGCAGUAUGGAAUCAAGGAUCGAAUUCUCCAACUGGUUUACAUGGUCCUCUAAUUAAUUACCAAAUUCCUGCUAUUACAUUACGGGCAGAACAAAAGCACCGAUCCACAGUUCCACGUAGUUCAGAAAUCCUUUCAGUUACAAGAUUACUUGAAGGUAUUCUUCGUUCGAUAAAUAAUUUACAAGAAAGAUUUCACCAAUCAUUUUGGUAUUAUUUUCUCCCUAAUCCAUAUCGAUAUAUUUCAAUUGGUGUUUAUAUGCCACCAGUUUUGAUCAUGAUUUUAAGUCUUUUAUUAAAGCCAUUUCUCUUUUGGAUAUUCUUAAAUCAAUCCGAUUCGGAUAAUAGUGAUGAUGAUCAAAUGAUUAUGAAUAAAAAAAUAGACUCAUCUAAAUUAACUAAUUCCAAUUCAUCUCAAUUAGAUAAUCAUCAUAUUGAGAAAUUAGUCGAUGAUAAUGCUCAAUUAAUUAAUAAUGACCAAACAAUUCGUCAGCGUAGUAAAAAACAGUCAAUAAUUGAAAAAAAAUCGAUUGUGAAUGAAAGAAAAAAUGAUCAAAAUGAAAAGCAACUUGAAUCCAAUUUACCGUUAUACUCUAGCGCUAUUCCUCCAGAUAUACUAUGCUUAAUUCUGCGUCUCACUUUAUGCUUUUCUAUGGGAUUCUUACUACAUUCUUCACCCAAGUAUUUAUUUAAGUUAUCCAACUUAUUAUUAGUUGGUAGCCAAUCAAUCGAUUCCACUUUUAAGUUGGUUGAUAUAUUUCUAGUCGGUAUUACUAGUUUAAUAAUUGCCGUAAUGAUUGUUUUACCAAUCCUUAUGUUUAUCUUAAAAAAACUUUUGAAUUUAUAUGAAGCAGAUAAACAAGAUCUUACCGGCCAGUUAUGUCUUUUUAGUUGGGCAUUAUUUUUAAGUUGUUUGACAUGCUUAAAUAUAUCAUCAGCUGUUGUUCUCGGUAUUCCAAUUGUUCCUCUGUUAAACUUACUUGUACAGAGAAAAGAUAAUAUCGAAAUUAAAAAAUCAUUUACAAUGAAACUGGUAAGAUUUUUCACUAUCAUUGGCUGGUUAAUUACAUUUACACCAAUAUUAAUUAUUGUAGUGUGUAUCAUCAAUUCUAACAUUCAACAACAAUAUCCAAUAAGUGUUAAUGCUGUUCGAAAUUGUUAUGAAAAAUGCAUUUUACAAAGUUUAAUUGAAGCAGAUUUAUUUGGUUGUUGGACAUGGCCAGUUAUUACAUGUGUAUAUACAUCGUUAUGGUUAUUAACAUGGUUAGCUAUUUUCUGAAUAAUGAUCAUAAUGUUAAAAGAAUAGAACAUGCAUUAUUUGUUAUUGUUGUUUCAUUUUUCUUAUGUAUAUUUUUCAAUUAUCCAUUUAUCAGUUCAUUUUUGUAUCUAAUAUAUAUGUAUUUGUAAUAAAGUGUAUUCAGUUGAUGUGUUUUUCUUGUUUGUUUAUGAAGUUUCAUCUUAGAUUUUAUAAGUCUCAUCUAAAGAUUAAACUUUUUCGGGUACAUACUCUACAAUACCUUUGUUUUCGUCAACAAUUAGUUCAGCUCAAAAUUUGAUGAAAAUGGAUUUUGUAUAAAUACAGAAAUAUUCUGUAUUAUAUUUAGUCGGAAUUACUUAGCAAAUAAAACUUAUUAUGUAGAUUUGAUAUUCAUUGGCAAUGUUGAUCUAUUACAACUUUCAAAGAUGAUUCCUUAAAAGUGUAAACCACUUGUGUUAAUGAUGACUACUAUUUUGUAAGAUUAGGUCAGUAGUCGCUUAAUGUACUGGUUGACUGUUAUUGAGUUUCAAAUAGAAUGAAACGCCCGUCUUCGAUCCUACUGUUGGUCUCCUUUCACAUGUAAUCGAUAACAUUUAGUCAGCAUUAAAUAUUGAGUAGUUCGACAAUCAUUAUCUUUAAACAAUUAUUCAUAAUGAGGGUUGAUCAUUAAAUGUUAAUCAUCUGCUUGAAAAUCUUUCCUUUUC